Serendipita indica DSM 11827 is the source of this 948-nucleotide messenger RNA. The record is from the annotation of a GenBank genome assembly. Lineage: Eukaryota; Fungi; Basidiomycota; Agaricomycetes; Sebacinales; Serendipitaceae.
AUGCAUCCAGAUGUUCCUGAACCCUUCAGUAUGAAGGGGUUUGGGUGGUGGAAAAGUAGUCAGGCGCGUGCUUGGCACUUUGUUCGGAGACGCCUAUUUCCAUUUGUCCUGGCAUUGCUCUUCCCUGAAUGGGUUCUCAUUUUCAGCAUUUCUCAAUUUAUUUCUGCAUCCUUCUUAAAACUGGAGGCAAAGCACCUGUCGCUCAAUCAGACCUUUUUUAUUGUCAUGGGUGGUUUCCAUGGCCGUGAAGCCAAACCCGCGAGAACUCCUGGGAUCGAAAUGUUUAAUCCACUUGGGCCCACUGAGUCUCAACCUAUUACAGUGGGGAACAAUUCUGUUCCAACUGAAGAGGAUGAAGUUUCUUAUCAUCCGUUGGACAAAUUUGACGUAUUACAACUUCUAAAGGCGAAACAGCUACAGAUUCCUCGGUCUCGUGAGAUUGAAGACAAGAGCAAGCACGAUCAGAUCGCGAAGUUGUUGGUCCUUGUUCAAACCAUUUGGUUUGUCACUCAAUGUGUUGGACGCAAAAUUCAGCACCUACCAUUGACCAAACUUGAGAUUGUCACUCUGGCGUAUAUUAUUAUCAAUAUAGCGACUUAUGCCUUUUGGUGGAAGAAACCCUACUGCGUGGAGGAGGCGGUGCGUAUUGUCUACAAAGAGCCUAUGGAACAAGAGAAACGACCACUACGCAAGAGAACUUCAAAGCCAUCAACGGAAAUCAUCAAAGUAGUUAUGUACACAAUCAGUGGGGAGGGUAGCCUCAAAGCUUUCGGCAAAGCUUUCCGCGAUCGAAAAGCUCGACGUAUUAUUGUAGCUUUGAUCAGCUUUGUGGCCAGCAUAGUGGUUCUGACUGUCAGCGGCGCUCUUUUCGGUGCUGUUCACUUCCUUGCAUGGAGUCGUCCUUCCCAACUGCUGUGGAACAAUUGCUUUGGCGCAUAUUCUCAAUAG